Messenger RNA from Austrofundulus limnaeus, 1296 nucleotides. It is a transcript of the gene hao1, whose product is annotated as hydroxyacid oxidase (glycolate oxidase) 1. Gene Ontology annotation, molecular function: FMN binding; oxidoreductase activity. The record is from RefSeq and is a predicted model, not a curated record. NCBI's taxonomy places the organism in Eukaryota, Metazoa, Chordata, Actinopteri, Cyprinodontiformes, Rivulidae.
AUUUCAGGUUAGACUGACAGGAAGCAGGUCUGCACUGGCAGCCAUGUCGCAGAAGUGCGUGUGCGUCUCUGACUUUGAGGAGGAAGCCAGGAGAGUUCUUCCAAAGGCUGUCUACGACUACUAUCGCUCCGGAGCUGAUGGACAGAACACGCUGUCUGACAACGUGGCAGCCUUCAACAGGUGGCAUCUUAUCCCUCGAGUAAUGAGGGAUGUGUCUAUUGUGGAUUUGUCUUUGACCAUGUUGGGACAGAAUCUCAGCAUGCCUCUCUGUGUUGGAGCCACAGCAAUGCAGAGGAUGGCUCAUCCUGCAGGAGAGACGGCUACAGCAAGAGCAUGCAAAGCAGCAGGAACAGGGAUGAUGCUGAGCUCCUGGGCCACCUCCAGUAUAGAAGAAGUGAUGUCAGCGAUGACGACCUCACCGGGCAGCGGGGGUGUUCUCUGGAUGCAGCUGUACAUCUACAAAGACCGAGAGCUCACGCUGUCUUUGGUGCGCAGGGCGGAAAAGGCAGGGUACAAAGCUAUCUUUGUUACUGUAGAUACUCCAUACCUGGGGAAGAGGCUGGACGAUGUGCGCAACCGCUUUAAAAUGCCCCCACAUUUGAGGAUGUCAAACUUCUCCUCAGCCUCUCUGGCCUUCUCUGAGGAGAACUACGGCGACGACAGCGGUUUGGCUGUUUAUGUUGCAAAUGCCAUCGAGCCGGCUCUCAGCUGGGACGACAUCACCUGGCUGAAGAACCACACAAACCUACCUGUGAUUGUGAAAGGAGUACUGAACGCUGGAUGUGUUAGAGGAGGUAGUGAAGGCUGUUCAGGGUCGCUGUGAUGUCUACAUGGAUGGAGGAGUGAGGCGAGGGACGGACAUCCUAAAAGCUUUAGCUCUGGGAGCCAAAGCUGUCUUCAUCGGCCGCCCCGUUUUAUGGGGCCUCGCCUAUCAGGGAGAAGGAGGUGUAACUGAGCUUCUGGAACUCCUCAGAGAGGAGCUGCGACUGGCUAUGGCCUUGUCAGGUUGUCGGUCCCUAUCUGAGGUGAACAGGUCCUUGAUUAGGAAAGUGGACUUCAGCUCCAGGAUGUGAGACAAAAACGUGCAGAAACCACAGAAGAGUGGAUUACUGAAGAAUCAUCAAGAGGAUAAAAAUGUCAAAUUUUUGUUUGUUUUGUAAUUUGUUAGAAAAUAAUCUUGCUUUAGAUUGCUACAUUUUGGUGAAAGCUGUAGAUGUUUUGUAGACUGCCUAUUGUUAGUUUUGAAAUAAAUCAAAGCGCUCUGAAACUUUGUUUCAUUAAAAUGAACCACACCUA